Naegleria gruberi is the source of this 610-nucleotide messenger RNA. RefSeq names its product calcineurin regulatory subunit B. NCBI's taxonomy places the organism in Eukaryota, Heterolobosea, Eutetramitea, Acrasida, Naegleriidae. The record is from RefSeq and is a predicted model, not a curated record. Bases 11 to 544 code for a protein of 177 amino acids. Gene Ontology annotation, molecular function: calcium-dependent protein serine/threonine phosphatase regulator activity; calcium ion binding. The transcript is spliced from 3 exons.
AACGGUAAAUAUGGGAACUAAUACCAGCUCGUUGAGACCAGAAGAAGUCGAAGAGAUGCAAAAGGGUACUAACUUUACCCAAAAGGAAAUUAAAAAGUUAUACAAGAGAUUCAAGAAGCUUGAUAAGGAUGGUAACGGAACUAUAUCAAAGGAUGAAUUUUUGAUGAUACCUGAACUUGCAGUCAAUCCCCUUGUGAAAAGAGUUAUAUCUAUAUUCGAUGAAAACGGUGAUGGAUCCGUAAACUUUAAAGAAUUUAUUGCUGCACUCUCGGUAUUCAAUGCUCAAGGUGAUAAGCAAAGGAAACUUGAAUUUGCUUUCAAAGUAUACGAUAUUGAUGGAGAUGGUUACAUAAGUAACGGAGAACUUUUCACAGUUUUGAAAAUGAUGGUUGGUAAUAACCUUAGUGAUGUACAAUUGCAACAAAUUGUCGAUAAAACAAUUUUGGAAGCUGAUGAAGAUGGUGAUGGUAAAAUUAGCUUUGAAGAAUUUGCCAAGACACUAUCACAUCAAGAUUUGGAAAAUAAGAUGACCAUUCGUUUGUAAUUUCAUUCUCCAAGAAGUUUUAAUAUCCCUAUAAAAUUUCAUAUUCAAAAAUACUUGUAUAAUAUC